Molecule: messenger RNA, 1500 nt
Organism: Fusarium vanettenii 77-13-4
Lineage: Eukaryota; Fungi; Ascomycota; Sordariomycetes; Hypocreales; Nectriaceae
Exons: 5
Coding region: 1-1500 (499 amino acids)
Molecular function (GO): oxidoreductase activity
Source: RefSeq, a predicted model, not a curated record
AUGAUCCCAAACACUUCAGAGGGCUACGUUUGGACCGCCGAGUCUGGCGUUGUCCAGGGCUCGUUGCCUUGCAAAGGCGUCAUUCAACCUCCCACAUCGAUCCGCAAUAGUCGUGGGGUCUACGACUGUAUUGUUAUUGGUGCUGGAUUUGCUGGUCUCACUGCAGCAAGAGACUUGGCUCUGGCCAAGAGAAAGGUUCUUCUGAUUGAGGCCCGUGAUCGCAUUGGAGGACGAACGUACAGUAUUGAGAAGGAUGGUUACACGUAUGAGAUGGGAGGCACAUGGGUAUCCCAUUUCCAGCCCAAUCUCUUUAGAGAGAUGCAGCGGUACGACAUGGAUCGCGAUCUUGUCACCACCAGACAAGGCAUGUAUGAGAACAACUACUACACCAUGAAUCUCACCGGUGAUGCCCGCAAGCUUGCCCACGAAGAGGCCGGGAAGCUCCAGGCCAAGGCAUGGGACCUAUUCGUCAACGUAGACGGUGCCGGAUGCCGCAAGAUCUGCCCCCUGCCUCAUCAACAGCUAGGAAAUGUCAUGGUCAAAAGAGAGGAUAUUGAGCGCGUCGACGCCAUGUCGUGCAGAGAGCGCUUCGAGCAGAUCAAGGACCAACUCACCGAAGAAGAGUCAGCUCUGCUUCUGUCUCUGAUCCUGCACAUCUCGGGCGGUAACCUCGACAACUCGAGUCUUUGGGAUAUGAUUCGCUCGCAUGCUUUGGCUGCGCACUCUUCCGACAACUUUGAGGAUGUCUGGCUUCUGUAUAAGCUUCGAGAGGGUCAGUCGGUCCUGGCCAAGCGCAUGUUUGACGAGGCAGUCAAUGACGGCCUCGACUACGCCUUUUCUACCGAGGUGGCAUCUAUCUCAGACUGGGGCCAGCAGGUAGAAGUCACUACGCCAAGUGGCGAGCGAUUCCGGGCAUCUCAGGUCAUCUCGACCAUUCCUCUCAACGUGCUCCGACACAUCAGGUUCGAGCCCCCUCUGUCCCCUCUUCGACAGGAGGCCGUCAACAUUGGCCACGUCAACUUCAUGAACAAGAUCCACGCCGAGGUGAAGGGAUCUGGUCUCGCCUCGUGGAACGGCAUGUCGUUCCCCAACAUUCUCAUGUACGGCUACGGAGACGGCGUGCUGAACAACGGAAACGCGCACAUUGUUGCGUUUGGUACUGAUGAGCGUGCCACGGGUUAUGUAGCUGAGAAGUGCCCUGAGCAAACCAUCGAGGCUUUCCAGAAGCUCCAUCCCAUGAAGGUCGAGAAGAUGAUCUUCCACAACUGGAACACCGACCCUUACUCUCAGGGAGGACCGGCCUGGUGGGCUCCUGGGUACAUGAGCCGUUUCCAGGAUGAGCUUCAAAGCCCUCACGGAAAUGUCAGAUUUGCCUCUGCCGACUGGGCUCACGGAUGGAGGGCCUUUAUCGACGGUGCCAUCGAACAGGGUCACUUGAACGCCAAGGCUGUCCUGUCUAGCCUUGGUCCGAUCUCGGCCAGGACCCUCAGCCAGCUCUGA